This is a messenger RNA of Aspergillus ibericus CBS 121593, 573 nucleotides long. RefSeq lists its product as uncharacterized. The coding region runs from base 217 to 534 and encodes 105 amino acids. The record is from RefSeq and is a predicted model, not a curated record. The transcript has a single exon. Lineage: Eukaryota; Fungi; Ascomycota; Eurotiomycetes; Eurotiales; Aspergillaceae.
CGAGGAAGUGGGAAUGGAUGGGAAGAGGGAGCGUGCCGGGGAGGGGGGAGACUCUGACUUGGAGGGGGCUGGCAGCCUGGCCGCCUGGCACGGGCGAACAAAAGGGCCAGCCGGUGAAUCUGUGAGGAUCGCCCGGCUACCACGGUGGUACUUGCCUGCCUGGUCUUUUCUCAUCCCCUCCCAGCCAAUGGCUCGUACUCAGUCCUCUACUUCCUCAUGAACAUACUAUAUCAUCCUCCCUACUUUCCUACUGCAUCAGUAAACUGGAAUCAUUUCGACCCCUCUGUUUUCAUCCUCUUUGUUUCCCGGUUGAUGACUGAUCCGGCAUGUGUGCUGACUCAUCCCUUGCCCCCGGCACCAUGGUCCGAGCGUCCGAACCGUCCCCCUCCACGGAACCUCUGGAAGCGGCCGACGGUUUUCCUGCGCUGUUCGACGGAAUUGCACUCAGGAUGCCUCACUCAUCUGCAUAAGACCACUGUGAAGGUGGAUUAUUAUUCCCCUCUUUCGCGCCACUUGGCCAGAUAUCGUAGGUAGCGUCGCCUGUUAUCUCCGAUCGCUUUUGCUCCGCCGGCA